Molecule: messenger RNA, 957 nt
Organism: Equus quagga
Lineage: Eukaryota; Metazoa; Chordata; Mammalia; Perissodactyla; Equidae
Product: olfactory receptor 13C7-like
Exons: 1
Coding region: 1-957 (318 amino acids)
Biological process (GO): G protein-coupled receptor signaling pathway
Cellular component (GO): membrane
Molecular function (GO): olfactory receptor activity; G protein-coupled receptor activity
Source: RefSeq, a predicted model, not a curated record
AUGGAAGUGGCCAACCAGUCCAUUGUGGCAGAAUUUGUCUUGUUGGGUCUGUCAGAUCAGCCAAAGCUGGAGAAAACGUUCUUCGUGCUCCUCCUGUCAAUGUACCUGGUGAUCCUGCUGGGCAAUGGGAUCCUCAUUCUGGUGACCAUCCUUGACUCCCAGCUGCAUAUGCCCAUGUACUUCUUCCUGGGGAAUCUCUCCUUCCUGGACAUCUGCUAUACAACAUCUUCCAUCCCUCUAAUCCUGGAUGGCUUCCUCACUCCCAGGAAAACCAUCUCCUUCUCAGGCUGUGCUGUACAGAUGUUUCUCUCCUUUGCCAUGGGAGCCACAGAGUGUGUGCUUCUGGGUAUGAUGGCAUUUGAUCGCUACGUGGCCAUCUGCAACCCCCUUAGAUACCCCGUGGUCAUGAGCAAGGCUGCCUAUGUGCCCAUGGCUGCCAGCUCCUGGGUGGCUGGGGGAGCCAACUCCCUGGUGCAGAUCUCUCUUGCAGUACAAUUACCAUUCUGUGGGGACAAUGUCAUUAACCACUUCACCUGUGAGAUCCUGGCUGUCCUGAAGUUGGCCUGCGCUGACAUCUCCAUCAAUGUGAUUAGCAUGGGGGUGGCCAAUGUGAUCUUCCUGGGGGUCCCAGUUCUGUUCAUCUUUGUCUCCUACAUCUUCAUCCUCACCACCAUCCUGAGGAUUCCCUCAGCUGAGGGCCAGCAAAAGGCCUUCUCCACCUGCUCUGCCCACCUUACUGUGGUGGUCAUCUUCUAUGGAACUAUCCUAUUCAUGUAUGCAAAGCCCAAAUCAAAGGACCCCCUGGGAGCGGACAAGCAGGAUGUUUCAGACAAGCUCAUUUCUCUCUUCUAUGGAGUGCUGACCCCCAUGCUCAACCCCAUCAUCUACAGCCUCAGAAACAAGGACGUGAAGGUUGCUGUGAAGAAACUGGUGACUCAUAAAUGCUUUGCCCAGUGA